AACAUCCGUCGUUGACCAUAGGAAAAUAAGUCAAUGGCCGAUCCCAAUUCUUAAAACUUUUCCCGAUUCGUUGCAUUUGCAGACAAGACGAAUCUCAGAUCGCAUACGCGAAAGUGAUACGCUAUGUGCGGGAUCUUUGCGUACCUCAAUUUCGAUGUCAGCAAAGAGAGGCGCUACAUUUUGGAGGUUCUCUUCAACGGCCUCCGGCGCUUGGAGUACAGAGGCUAUGAUUCCGCCGGAAUUUCCAUCGAUUCUUCAAACAACUCCUCCAAUCCCGACGUCGCCGCCGCCGCCCCUUCGCCUCUCGUCUUUCGCCAGGCUGGCAACAUUGAAUCCCUCGUCAAAUCGGUAUAUCAAGAGGUUGAUGCCAAGGAUAUAAACUUGCACGAAUCGUUCUCGGUUCAUGCCGGAAUAGCACACACUCGUUGGGCCACACAUGGAGAACCAGCUCCAAGGAAUAGUCACCCUCAGACAUCUGACGUAGAGAACGAAUUUUUGGUUGUACAUAAUGGAGUUAUAACCAAUUAUGAGGUUUUAAAAGAGACACUGGUUCGACAUGGUUUUACCUUUGAAUCUGAUACGGAUACAGAAGUCAUUCCGAAGCUUGCAAAGUUUAUCUUUGAUAAUGCAAACGAAGAAGGUGAUAAGAGUGUGACAUUUAGCCAAGUGGUGAUUGAGGUAAUGAGGCACCUGGAAGGAGCAUAUGCCCUAAUUUUCAAAAGCCGACAUUAUCCCAAUGAGUUGAUUGCAUGCAAACGUGGCAGCCCGUUGCUCCUUGGUGUAAAAGAGUUGACAGAGCAGGCCAACCGAGGAUCUUUUAACGACUCGAAAUCUCUUUCUAGCAACGGACAACCAAAGGAACUCUUUUUGUCGAGUGACGCCAGUGCUGUUGUAGAGCACACAAAGAAGGUCUUGGUGAUUGAGGAUGGUGAAGUUGUUCAUCUUAAGGAUGGAGGCGUAUCCAUUUUGAAGUUCGAUCACCCUAAAGAAAAGUGCAGCGGAAUGGUGACGAGGCCCGCCUCUGUGCAACGCGCGCUUUCAGUUCUGCAAAUGGAGGUUGAGCAAAUAAAUAAAGGAAAAUACGAGCAUUACAUGCAGAAAGAAAUUCACGAACAACCGGAAUCUCUUACGACGACAAUGAGAGGUAGGCUUAUUCGUGGAGGAUCAUGUAAAGCCAAGAGUGUCCUUUUGGGAGGGCUGAAAGAUCACCUCAAAACCAUCAGACGAAGCAGAAGGAUAGUUUUCAUCGGGUGUGGCACAAGCUAUAAUGCUGCUUUAGCCGCAAGGCCCAUCAUCGAAGAACUUUCUGGUAUCCCUGUGACAAUGGAGAUUGCCAGUGAUCUUGUGGAUCGACAAGGCCCCAUAUAUAGAGAAGAUACAGCUGUCUUUGUCAGCCAAUCGGGAGAAACGGCUGACACUUUGCAGGCUUUGGAGUAUGCAUUAGAAAAUGGCGCAUUGUGUGUCGGCAUCACCAACACCGUCAGCAGUGCAAUCGCUCGGAAAACACAUUGCGGUGUUCACAUAAAUGCCGGCUGCGAGAUUGGCGUCGCUAGUACCAAGGCGUACACGAGCCAAAUUGUCGUCAUGGCAAUGUUGGCUCUCGCAAUUGGAGAUGACACAAUUUCUAGUCAAGCAAGACGGGAGGCCAUCAUAGACGGUCUAUAUGAUUUUCCAAGUAAAGUGAAAGAGGUCCUCAAGCUUGACGGAGAAAUGAAAGAUCUUGCUAAGUUACUAAUGGCAGAGCAGUCGCUGCUUGUUUUCGGAAGAGGAUACAACUACGCCACCGCAUUGGAAGGCGCCUUGAAGGUAAAGGAAGUUGCACUGAUGCACAGCGAAGGAAUUCUAGCUGGUGAAAUGAAACACGGUCCCUUAGCUUUAGUGGACGAGAAUCUUCCGAUUGUUGUUAUCGCUACUCGCGAUGCUUGUUUCAGCAAGCAGCAGUCAGUCAUUCAGCAACUCCACGCUCGGAAAGGUAGACUUAUAGUAAUGUGUACGGAAGGAGACGCUGCAUCUGUCAGUGUUGGCGGUUCCUGCCGUGUGAUUGAAGUUCCUCAGGUUGAAGAUUGCUUGCAGCCUGUUAUUAACGUCGUUCCUUUGCAGCUCUUGGCUUAUCAUCUGACUGUUCUUCGCGGACACAACGUGGAUCAGCCUCGAAACCUCGCCAAAAGUGUGACAACGCAGUGAGGGAAACUUUAGAUACGAGCUCCUGCAACCUUCCGCCAUGGAAACGCGAUACCGAGCGGCUGAGUUCUGGUCGGAUCUACAGAAGCUUGUGUGGUGUUUUCCAUCUUCCGUAUGCUCUUUGUAUAGUGUAGAGAUAACAAUUAACUGUAGCUGUGAACUGUUACGAUAAAACUCCAUGGGUGCCUUUCUUCCAAACCAUCAAAUCUAUCUAUAUAUGCAUGUAUCUAUACUAA
Molecule: messenger RNA, 2417 nt
Organism: Andrographis paniculata
Lineage: Eukaryota; Viridiplantae; Streptophyta; Magnoliopsida; Lamiales; Acanthaceae
Product: glutamine--fructose-6-phosphate aminotransferase [isomerizing] 1-like
Exons: 11
Coding region: 124-2184 (686 amino acids)
Biological process (GO): UDP-N-acetylglucosamine metabolic process; protein N-linked glycosylation; fructose 6-phosphate metabolic process
Molecular function (GO): carbohydrate derivative binding; L-glutamine:D-fructose-6-phosphate transaminase (isomerizing) activity
Source: RefSeq, a predicted model, not a curated record